AUGGGUGAUUUCAACUUCGGCGGUGUGAAGUGGCCACUACGGGAUACUGGAUAUGUCUCACCUCGGGAAAACAACUUCAUACAAUGGUACAACGAUAGCAACCUUCAGCAGAUAAUAGACAAACACACUAGAUAUAGACAAGGAAACCAACCAUCGUUUCUGGAUCUUGUUUUAACAAAUGACGAAUCACUCAUAGCUAAAAUCGAUCACCUGGCACCGAUAGGUAAAAGCGAUCAUACCUGCCUCCUAGCAAAUAUACAAAUACAAACACAGGCACAAAAGAAAGAAACCAAUGGCAGGCCAAAUUUCAAAAAAGCUAAUUUUGAAAAAAUCAAUGAAAUGUUACAGACUGAAUUGUUUGGAAGCAUGAGAGGCACAAUAUGUGUACAGAACCAGUUUGAGAUCCUCCUUAAAACAAUCAGGGAAGCAAUCAACUUUUGCCUGAGAUGUGAAGUCAGCAUAUUUGCUGAUGAUACUAAAAUAUUUGCGGAUCCGACAGUUGACUAUAACCAUCUUCAAGAGGACUUAAACAGAAUAGCAAACUGGUCCAAGGAGUGGCUCAUCAACCUCAACGCUUCUAAAUGUACGGUACUGCAUAUAGGUACCAGUAAUCCUCGUCUGACAUAUAAACUGUGUAACGCUGAACUGACAGGGGUCAAGGUGCAAACAGACUUAGGGGUAAAGAUUACCGAGGAUCUAAAGUGGGAAGAGCACAUAACUUCGAUCACCAAAAAAGCCAAGAGUCUUGUAUACCUCAUCAGGAAAGCGUUCGGUGUCUUGACUCCGGAGAUGAUGCUUAAGAUCCACAAAACUUUCGUCAGGCCCAUCCUAGAAUAUGCAUUUCAGGUCUGGAGCCCCUACUUCGUAAAGGAUAUCGAACACUUGGAAAAAGUACAGCGUAGUUUUACCAAAAUACCACGAGCACUGAAACAGCAUCCAUAUGAAGAGCGCUUGAAGGUUUUGAACUUAACCACUUUGAAGGAUCGCAGGCAGCGUGGGGACCUAAUUGAGACAUACAAGAUCUUGAGUGGACAUUAUGACAAUACUGAUUUCGAGCAACUGUUCUCACGUAAUGAAAACGUUCAUCUUAGAGGCCACCACCUUAAGCUGUGUAAAAGCUUAUCGAAAAAUAUUCCUCACAGACACUUUCUGAGUAAUCGCGUGGUCGGAGCAUGGAACAGGCUGCCAGAAUAUGUAAUCGCUGCACAGAAUGUUAACCAGUUCAAAAACAGACUUGACAGAUACACAACAUCGAAUUAA
Spodoptera litura is the source of this 1260-nucleotide messenger RNA. RefSeq lists its product as uncharacterized. NCBI's taxonomy places the organism in Eukaryota, Metazoa, Arthropoda, Insecta, Lepidoptera, Noctuidae. The record is from RefSeq and is a predicted model, not a curated record. Gene Ontology annotation, molecular function: catalytic activity.